Messenger RNA from Rotaria sp. Silwood2, 969 nucleotides. NCBI's taxonomy places the organism in Eukaryota, Metazoa, Rotifera, Eurotatoria, Philodinida, Philodinidae. The record is from the annotation of a GenBank genome assembly.
AUGAACCAUGGUAGAUUUCGCCAUACAGCCACCGUAUUAAUAAAUGGAAAAGUGUUAGUUACUGGUGGAUGGAGUGAUGGUGCUUUGAAUAGUUCUGAGCUGUACGAUCCAUUAACAGGAACUUGGACAACUACUGGUACCAUGAAUUACACACGCGAUUAUCACACACUAUCCGUAUUAACAAAUGGAAAAGUGUUAGUUACUGGUGGAUAUACUGGCGUUGAUGCUCUAAAUGAUGCUGAGUUGUACGAUCCAUCAGCAGAAACUUGGAUAAUGACUGAUAGCAUGAAUAAUGCACGAUAUGACCACACAGCAUCAGUAUUACCAAAUGGAAAAGUGUUAGUUACUGGUGGACGUACUGGUAUUAUUCUAAAUAGUGUUGAAUUGUAUAAUGCAUCAACAGAAAUUUGGACAACUACUGUUAGCAUGAAUAAUGCAAGAAGUGACCAUACAGCAUCUGUAUUACCAAAUGGAAAAGUGUUAGUUACUGGCGGAUACAAUAGUCAUGGUACUCUAAACAGUUCUGAGUUGUAUGAUCCAUCAACAGAAACUUGGACCGCUACUGGUAGCAUGAAUGAUGCACGAUAUAUGCAUACAGCAUCCAUAUUAAAAAAUGGAAAACUUCUAGUUACUGGCGGAUUUCAUCGCUUCCAUUUAGAUACGUCUGAGUUGUAUGAUCCAUCAACAGAAACUUGGACCAUUACUGGCAACACGAAUGAUGGACGAUCUGAUCACACAGCAUCCGUAUUACCAAAUGGAAAAGUAUUAGUUACUGGCGGAUUUGAUGGCAUUGAUUAUCUUGAUAGUGCUGAGUUGUAUGAUCCAUUAGCAGAAAGUUGGACAACUUCUGGUAGUAUGAAUACGGCACGAUCUGAUCAUACAGCAUCCGUAUUAACAAAUGGAAAAGUGUUAGUUACUGGUGGGCAUAAGGAUAGUCAUGGAGCUUUGAACAGUGCAGAACUAUAUUGA